Messenger RNA from Quercus lobata, 2321 nucleotides. It is a transcript of the gene SHOT1, whose product is annotated as Mitochondrial transcription termination factor family protein. The record is from RefSeq and is a predicted model, not a curated record. Gene Ontology annotation, molecular function: double-stranded DNA binding. NCBI's taxonomy places the organism in Eukaryota, Viridiplantae, Streptophyta, Magnoliopsida, Fagales, Fagaceae. Bases 168 to 1853 code for a protein of 561 amino acids. Gene Ontology annotation, biological process: regulation of DNA-templated transcription. The transcript has a single exon.
CUCCAUCUUCGGCGACAUUGGCUUCUUCAGUGCUUCACAUAACUAAAUAUUAUUACAGCACUGCCCAAAACCAAAACCCCUAAAACUGUGCCAAAGAAAAAGGUCAUGAAACUUUGAAAACCCUCAAAAUCCUUAAACCCCAACAAAACCCCACCAAAAACCAAGCCAUGCCCAUCUCAAAUUCUCUCUUCACAAUCCUCACCCACCACUUCUCCACCACCAGAAACCUCUCAAAACUCCCAAACCUCUCCAAAAUCCCUGGCAAGUACAGGCCCCAAGCAAUCCGUGAAGCCCAGAAAGCUCUCACAGAGUAUCUCCACACCACUAGGACCUUGCCCUUCACUUAUGCUGAGCACAUUGCCAAGAACUCGUUGUUUUCAGUCUCCAAUCUUAUUGUCAAGCUCGAGUUUUCGCCCACAGAGUUCUCUAAGAGCUUCCAGAGGUUCCUCAGGUACCAUCCCAUCAAUGAAUUUGAGUUUUUCUUUGAAAGCAUUGGUCUUGAUUAUAGUGAAGUUAAUGACAUUUUGCCUGCAAAUAAGUUCUUUUUCUCUGAAGAUGGGACUGUCUUGAAUGCGGCUUGUGCGCUUUCGGGUUUUGGGUUUCCUUGGAAUAUGCUAGGGAAGUUGUAUAAGGAUGAGGUUUCGAUUUUUAGUAGGAGUUCGGAGGAGUUAAAGGCUAGGCUUUGUGGGUUUAAGGAAUAUGGGUUAAGUAAUAUUUCAGUUAUAGGUAUUUGUUUAGCUUUUCCUCAUGUGUUGUGUGGGGAAGGUGAAUUGGGCAGUGAAAUUGAUGCAUUGUUUGAUGAUUUGAAAAGGGUUUUUUUAGAUUUUGAUUUGGUAAGUUCUAUUGAGGGAAAUGUGGAUGCUUGGUAUGAGGUUUGUAGGAAAAUUCGGGUGUUUUAUGAUUUGGGUUGUGUGAGGGGGACGAUGGGGGAGCUGAUGGGUAGGAGCAAACAUGUUUUUAUUGAAUACUCAGAAGAGGUUUUGGUCCAAAAGGCCGAGUACUUUUGUAGAUUUGGUGUUGGGAAGGAGGAUGUUGGUUUGUUGCUUCUCCAGAGCCCAGAUAUUUUGAGUCUUGAUCUAGAAACGCCAGUGGUUUCAGUGUUGGGGUUCUUGAAACAUUUUGGAUUGGAUACAGAAGAAUUAAUGUUGGUUAGUCAAAAGUAUCCGUAUGUGUUCGGAAGAAAUAAAAUGGCUAAUCUGCCUAAUGUGUUGAGAGCUUUGGAUCUACAUGAAUGGUUCUUUGAUAAGAUAAAGAGUGGAAGUCAUCAAUUGUUAGCUAAUUAUGUCCUUAGUGAUCCGGAUGAAGGCUUGGAUAGAGAAUUUAGAGAUGGCUUGGAUAAGAUCCAAUGUUCAAGAACUCCUAUUCAUAAUAUGAAUAAAUUAAAUUUCUUGCAUGGAAUCGGCUUUGGGGAAAAUGCCUUGACCAUGAAGGUCCUAGCUCACUUGCAUGGCACUAGUAGUGAGUUGCAGGAGCGAUUUAAUUGCCUCCUUCGUUUAGGGGUUAAAUUCUCAAAUCUCUGUAUGAUGGUAAGGUCGACACCAAAGGUCAUAAAUCAAAGACCAGAAACUAUUGAGCACAAAGUGAAUUUCCUCUGCCAUGAAAUGGGGUCCUCUUUGGAGUACCUAGACAUUUUCCCUGCCUUUUUGUGUUUUGACUUAGAGAACCGGAUUAAACCUAGGUACAGUUUCCACAUGAGGCUUAUGGAAAAGGGUUUGUGUACAAAACCCUACUCCAUUGCAAGCAUAAUAGCAACUAGUGAAAAGAAUUUUGUAGCUCGCCUUUCUGGAAUUCAUCCGGAUGCUCCAAAAAAGUGGUCUGAAUAUAUUUCACGCAAAAAGUCACAGGGGUCAUAAUUGAGUUUGUACAGCUUCUUAUAGGUUGCUACUUUCAUUGGUUUAGUGGUUUGAAAAUGAGAUUUUAGAAUAUCAGUGGAAGACUUAUGACAUAACAUUCUUGGAUUGAUCUUUGGGAAAGAUUUGUAAAUUAGUAUCUAAUCCCUUGGUUACAACAACAUUAGUAAUUUUCUCAGGAUCUCAGUGAUCAACCACUGUGAUCCUAUUGAUAUUACUUACCCUUUGAGAGGCCCCCAAAUGGCUCACGAUUGUACUCCAGCAGUUGGAAUUGGCAAGGAUCCUCCAUCAUCAGAAGUAAGUUCUUGUGACCAUUUCUAAGCAUUUGUACAUACCCAUGCCAUUGUAUUGAAUGAUUACUCCCUCCAGCUAUUUCAUAUUUGUAAAUUACGAAAAAUUUGGAAUGAGAUCUGCCAUUAUUUACAGAUGAAGUGGUUUAAUAUUUCAUUUGACUGUUAAUUUAUUUGCUUA